AUGGGGCUCGCGCUCGCCCAUUCGCUGGGCCUGCCAACACGGUACGAAGUGCCAUUUGGCCUCGCGCUCGCCGCCUUGGUGGCGUCGCACGUCCGCUAUGGCAUCAUUGUGCUGUACUGGACGAUGUUCUCGUCUGCGGCGCUCUGCGUAGUCACGUCGUCUUGGCCCGCCGUUGCUUUGCCGCCAACUCUGCUCCUCGACGGUAUUGCUCUCGUGGUCGGUGCCGGCGUGACUGUCUGGAGCGAGGUCCAUCUCGACCGAAAUGACAAGCGCAUCGAUAACGCUGUGGCCAUCCCUCUCGCGACUGCUCUCAUCGUGAUGAGCCUUGACGCGUGCGUCGGGCUCUUCUCGUGGGCGGUUCAGUGCAUCGCUGGCUUUUGCUUGGGCGCGGUGUUUCUCUCGCAUAUGCUGCUGGAGUGGGAAGAUCGCAAGCGUCACGCAACGACGGCAUGCAGCAGUACGGCGCAGGUCUCGACCAAGGCGGACCAGACAAAUGAGACAGAGAGGGCAGAUACGACAGACGUAGCCGACGAGCGACCCAAGGCAGACUAGAAAUACUAGUACCAGGCUAUUUCCUUGCAUACAUACGUUCCUUUUCCACA
Messenger RNA from Saprolegnia diclina VS20, 602 nucleotides. RefSeq lists its product as hypothetical. The record is from RefSeq and is a predicted model, not a curated record. The transcript has a single exon. The coding region runs from base 1 to 552 and encodes 183 amino acids. NCBI's taxonomy places the organism in Eukaryota, Oomycota, Saprolegniomycetes, Saprolegniales, Saprolegniaceae.